This is a messenger RNA of Gasterosteus aculeatus aculeatus (three-spined stickleback), 2471 nucleotides long. The record is from RefSeq and is a predicted model, not a curated record. NCBI's taxonomy places the organism in Eukaryota, Metazoa, Chordata, Actinopteri, Perciformes, Gasterosteidae.
UGUAUCUGUUAUCUGUCAAGUUAAACCCGUGGUAGUACCCUUUUUGACUGACUAAGGCUGCCGUAGUCGGUUGCCAUGGUAGUCAGCGCGCGGUACCGUUACCAUGGAGACGAUUCCAGAUACACAACAAACGGAAGAAAAGAUGAACACCGCGAUUAAAAACCAAGGUGGGAAUGAGAAAACGCGCGGGCACGAGGAGCAGGCGAGCUGCGGUGCGCGUUCUGAAGUGCACGCGCAUGUGAAACAAACCCAAACCCACCCGGGAGACGAGGGUGACGACAUCCAUGACACCCCGACUCUGGUGGGUCUGGUCGUCCGCAGGUACGAAGGAGGAACGUGCGGAGAGGGGGUCGUUCGUUUCGAAGGUGGUCAUAUUUACAAGGGGACGUUGUCCAUGGGACUUAUGGAUGGUCGCGGCGUCUUCACAGGAGCUGACGGCCUGAAAUAUGACGGAGAAUUUGUGUGCAACAUGCCCACGGGCAAGGGCACCUACACCUGGCCCGAUGGCAGCUCCUAUGAGGGGGAGGUGCGCGGUGGCGUGCGGCAUGGGACUGGGACGUACCGCGGUGAACUGGACGCAGCGUCAUACACGGGCCAGUGGGCUCAGGGGAGGAGGCACGGCCAGGGUGUCGUGUAUUACACGCAGGACAAGACGUCAUGGUACAAAGGCGAUUGGGUGAGGAACAACCGAGAGGGGUGGGGGGUGAGACGCUACCCCUCGGGAAACGUUUACUCCGGCGAGUGGAAGAACAACCUGAGACACGGCGAGGGCACGAUGCGUUGGCUGAAUCUGGGACAGCAGUACGUUGGGACGUGGCACAACGGAGUCCAACACGGACGGGGCACGCACGCGCGGGCCGCGCGGCGCGCCGACGGGUCGCGGUGUUGCCAUCGCUACAGCGGGGAUUUCGUCCGGGGUCGUUGUGAAGAGGAACGCAGACGGAACGAAACACACGGCAAGGAUGGGGACGUUUUUGAGGGAGAGAUGAUGAUACUCAACCUGACCGCUGGCAAAGCCUCCACCGCUCCACCCGACGUGCCUCUGAACAUCGAGUGUCUCCUGCAGAGAAUCCCCGAGACAAAGCGCAGCGCCGAGCUCAAACAGGUGGAGUUCGCGGUGCUGAGGGAGCGGGCGGAGCUGCGGUCUGCGUACAGCUUCUACAGCGGACUCGGCCGGGCCCCCUCCCCGGGCGGCAGCUUCCUGCUGUCCCGCCUGCAGCUGUGGCGCCUCCUCAAAGACUGCAACGUCCACCGGCACGGCAUCAGCCCGGCGCAGAUGGACCGCUUCAUCGGCGAGGGUGCCCCCCCAGCGGAGAUCCGCUCUCCUUUCGCUCCCAUCCGUCUGGGUACGCUCCUCAGCUGUCUUGUGAUCGCGGCCUUCCACAUCUACCACAAGGACGCGGCGUCAGAAAAUCACCUCCUGGCAGCCUGCUUUUCCAAACUGAUGACGGACAACGUCCUCCCUAAUUACAAGAACGUUAAAGGCUUCGUGUUUAGGCAGCCGGACUGCGCGGCGGUGGCCGUGAGCUACUCAAAGAGGAGCUGGGACGUCUAUCAGGCCUACAACAGAGGCCGGAAAGUGACCUGCAGACACCUGCUGGGGAUGUUCAAGGAUCUCCGCCUGCUGGACACCAACCUGACCCCUGCGAGAUUACUGCAGAUCAUCACAGCAGAGAGCCGCGACCGCGACAACCCGUCUGCCUGCCUGGACGUGGAGAUUACAUUCCUGGAGUUCUUUGAGGUACUUCUGGGCUCUGCUGAGGUGACGUGUCAGCGGGGGUCCGAAGCGCUGGGGGGGGGCCUGUCCUCCCCAUCAGGCCCCGAGGCAGAGGCCAGUGAGCGUGUCACGGAGACAAGGAAGUCAAAUGAUGCAGCAGAAACGUCCACUGAUCAGAAUGCUGAGAGUCAACAAGAUGUUGAGACUAAAGCCUCUGAGAAACCUCCGUCUGCAGGGCAAAGCAGUGAGACGAAAGAGGAACCAAGCAGAGGAAUUGAGGCACGAGGCUGCGAGGUGGAGCUCCGGAAGCAGACCAUCCACCAGUUCUUCAAACACGUCUUCUUCCCGGCUUUUGAACACAACCAGUUGGUGUCUAGAAGAAUUGAGGAGGAGAAGCUCCGCCGGGAGGCACAGAGACCUCCUGCUCAGCCAAAGCCCCCCCCAGAGGGACAGGCAGCACCUCCAGCAACACACAGCUAGCCUUUUAGCUUGGUCAGCUGAGAGUAUUUUCUAAUCAAUGAAGCCUUCUUCUAGAUUUACCCAAGAAACCAACUUAUUUAAAUGAAGGAAAUCCAAGUUCUUCACUGGGCGCUUUCAUGAUAAAUGCAUCAGAACAGCCACUAGAUGGCAUCACAUCACCGCUCCUACCAGAAGCCCCCAUCGCAGCAGCAUCUCACUCCUGUGUUACAGGUAGAGGGGCCAUUGUUUCUGUCUGAACUACAGUGACCAAUAAAAUAAAACGGGGAUAAAUGAA